This is a messenger RNA of Gekko japonicus, 871 nucleotides long. Its product is annotated as myomesin-2-like. The coding region runs from base 64 to 663 and encodes 199 amino acids. Lineage: Eukaryota; Metazoa; Chordata; Lepidosauria; Squamata; Gekkonidae. The record is from RefSeq and is a predicted model, not a curated record. The transcript is spliced from 5 exons.
CGACACAUAGAAAACACUUCUGUUCAUUUUUCUAGGGAAUCUAAGAUUUCUUCUAGUGAAAAAAUGAGGAUUGGAGGUAGUGAAGAAAUUGCCUGGAUGCAGAUAUGUGAGCCCACCGAAAAGGAUAAAGGAAAGUAUACUUUUGAGCUAUUUGAUGGAAAGGAUGCCCAUAAGCGAACUAUUGAUCUCUCUGGACAAGCAUACGAUGAUGCCUAUGCAGAAUUCCAAAGACUCAAGGCAGCUGCUUUUGCCGAGAAGAACCGUGGUAAAGUAAUCGGUGGAUUGCCUGAUGUUGUGACUAUAAUGGAAGGAAAGACCCUGAACCUGACUUGCACCGUCUUUGGUAAUCCUGAUCCUGAAGUGGUCUGGUUUAAGAAUGAGAAGCUUCUUGAACUUAAUGACCAUUAUGUAGUUACGCUGGAGCAAGGGAAGUAUGCCAGUUUGAUAAUCAAGGGGGUGUCAUCAGAGGACUCAGGAAAGUACAGUAUAAAUGUCAAGAACAAGUAUGGUGGCGAAAUGGUGGAUGUCACUGUAAGUGUGUACAAACAUGGUGAAGAGUUGCCUGACAUCAAACCUGCUGCAUCUGGUAAAGCAAGGCUAAUACCAGCAGACCCAGCUCAAGAACCUGCAAUGUCUAAACCUGCAAAAAGUGGCAGGAAGUAGAUUUGGGUGUGUUUGACAAAUGAAAAGCUAGAGAAAAGCUGUAGGAGUCCCCCCCCCCCCAUUAGUGUUUUUGCAGUAGUUAACUGCCAAUGUCCAAGGAACAGUCAAGGUUUUUGAAGUACGUACCACAUUCUCAGUUGUUGGACAGUCCCAUCCACAGAUGUGAUGACAUCAUUAUGAAUAGAAAUGUGUUGUGGCUUGCAAACAA